Rhipicephalus sanguineus (brown dog tick) is the source of this 1441-nucleotide messenger RNA. Its product is annotated as luciferin 4-monooxygenase-like. Lineage: Eukaryota; Metazoa; Arthropoda; Arachnida; Ixodida; Ixodidae. The transcript has 3 exons. Bases 1 to 549 code for a protein of 182 amino acids. Gene Ontology annotation, molecular function: CoA-ligase activity. The record is from RefSeq and is a predicted model, not a curated record.
AUGCAGAUAAUCGACACUGCUAGUGGACGACAGCUUGGUCCUUGUGAAUUGGGAGAGAUAACAUUUCGCUCACCGCACCACAUGAGGGGCUAUUACAAACGACCAGAUGCGACGGCCGAAGUUCUCAAUGAGCAGCGAUGGCUUCGAAGUGGCGAUGCCGGAUACUAUGACCGCUCCGGCCAGCUAUACAUUGUAGAGCGCCUCAAGGAUAUGAUCAAGUGUCUGGAUCAGCAAGUGGCUCCUACAGAAAUAGAGACUCUUCUGAACGAGCACCCACUUGUUCUGGAGGCUGCUGUCGUUGGAAUUGAUCAUCCAGAUUUCGGUGAAGCACCAACGGCUUUCGUGGUUAUUGAGCCGUCCUCCAGAGGGCGCAUCAGCGAAGAGGACCUACUGCGACUUGUUUCAGAUCAAGCAGCCUUUCACAAGAACUUGCAUGGCGGUGUUUUUUUCGUGGAUAACAUCCCAAAGACGGACACGGGAAAAUACCUAAGGAGGGAGCUGCGGCGAUGGCACUUGGAUCAUCUCAAGAAAGCACGCUACGAGCCUUGAUCUAUAUAUUUACCUGACAUCCCUGCGCCUCUAGUAUAACAUUUACAAUGUAUGCAGAAGGUUAUUCAAUAUCUAAGGAAACACUCGAGGAGAGACAGAGUGGAUAUCCGUCAUGAGCCGAGCACUCACCAACACACUGACACUUCAGACGACAAUGUAACAAGCGAGAUUGCGCGCGAAACGUAAAGACCAGUGCAGAUUUUAAAAGCUUGAUCGCAACGUGACGUGUUGUGAAAAAAUGGAAAUCCACAGUCCAGGAGUCAGAUCGAGUGGGUUCUUCUACAUGUGGCGAUAUUUUUAUACAUACUCUCUUGAAUGCGAAUACUUGGGCGAGCAGAAAAAUUAUGCUCGAUCGAUAAAAUACCUAGGUUCAGCCACACGUAGAACAAUAGGCAGACCAAGGCGAACAUAGCAUAUCCUCUACAGCUGUGUGACGCUCGCGCAGGUCAACAUUUAUUACAUCCGCAACAACUGGCAAAUAUUUUAAGAGCAGAGCUCUUAAACUUCUCUGCAGGCCAUGUAGAGUCACCAGAAAACGGUGAUAAUCAUUAUACGCAUUCACCUUCUGCUCGCUCCCCGAACAUGUGCGCCAAUUUUUCCGUUGUGGGUUGCAAUAACUCUGAUGGGCAAGAGAAAGAUUACAGAGAGAAAUAAGGAAAGCGAGAAAUAAGGAAAGAGAGAGAGAAAGAAAGAGGUAAAUUGCUGACGAAGCAAAAUUUCUUGGUGAGGCGGAACUCGAUCUCACGUACCCACGAUCUUAGGGCGAGCGUCGUAACGAUUGGGCUAACCGUACACGCUAGCAGAGCUUGUGUAGUAUAGUGUAACAAGAGGAAAGAGAUGUGAAGGUGGGGAGCAGGGAAAGGAGGUUCAGAGAGUGUAAACCAUUGCAUUG